Messenger RNA from Callorhinus ursinus (northern fur seal), 1071 nucleotides. NCBI's taxonomy places the organism in Eukaryota, Metazoa, Chordata, Mammalia, Carnivora, Otariidae. The record is from RefSeq and is a predicted model, not a curated record.
CUGUCACCAAGGGCAAGCCCUGUCCUGAACUUCCUUUUUUUCCUGUGCUGUCCAGGCACCUGUGACAAUGGUGGCACCUGGAUGCAGGGCCUCUGUCACUGCCCCCUGGGGUUCUCUGGGGACCACUGUGAGCUCCAGGAGAUCAGGUGCCAGAAUGGGGGUAAAUGGGAUGGCCUCACGUGCCACUGCCCUAGUACCUUCUCUGGCUCCCGUUGCGAGUUUGUGGUGGGACAGGUAGAUCUGGACACUGUGGAUGCCGAAGUGGGCAUGGAGGUGUCUGUUGACCAGGAGUUCUCCCCGGACCUCAAUGACAGCACUUCUGCGGCCUACAAGGAUUUCAGUGACACCUUCCCAGAUCAGAUGCAGAAGAUUUACCAAAAUGUGCAGGGGUUCAAGGAUGUGGAGAUCCUAUCAUUGAGGAGUGGCAGCAUUGUGGUGGACUAUCUGGUCCUGCUGGAGUUCCCCUUUAGCCCCCAGCUGGAGACCGAGUAUGAGAAGAUGAAGUCAAUCCUGAAGGAGGAGCUCCAGAAUGUCAGCCAUAACGGGGACAGCUGCCAGCAUAACCAGACCCUGUGUUUUAAGCCUGACUCCAUCAAGGUGAACAAUAACACCAGGAAGGAGCUGACUCUGGAAGCCAUCUGUCGCCGCGCCACUGCCAAAGGCUAUGAGGAUUUCUACUUCCCCUUGGUGGAGGAGAACCGGCUCCCUGCGUCACCAAAUGCACUUUGGGCGUGGACGGCCCCAUCGACUGUCACCAGGGCCAGUACUUUGUGGAGAGGAGCGGUCCUGCUUGCCGGUGAGACUCAGCGCACACGCGGGAGCCCCGCCCACAGCCCGCCAGGCCUACCAGCUGGCCGCUCACCCCGGCCCCGCCCUUCGACCCACGGUGGAGCCCCGCCCACCUGCCAGCACCCGAGGGGUCCGUGUGCACGAGUGGACCCGGCGGGGAAGGUGGUGAGGUUCUGUGACCUGUGACCCCCCUGCUCCACCUGCUUCUCCACGGACACGCACUGGUUCUCGGGCCCGCGCUGCCAGGUGGCCGUCGCCUGGAGGGCGCUGGUCGGGGGCCUG